Capsicum annuum is the source of this 927-nucleotide messenger RNA. Its product is annotated as protein RETICULATA-RELATED 4, chloroplastic. The transcript is spliced from 3 exons. NCBI's taxonomy places the organism in Eukaryota, Viridiplantae, Streptophyta, Magnoliopsida, Solanales, Solanaceae. The record is from RefSeq and is a predicted model, not a curated record. The coding region runs from base 220 to 888 and encodes 222 amino acids.
AACCAAAAUUAUUAAACGUGCAGCGCACCUUUGAUUUGCUUGCGCGUGGGCUUGCAUUCCUAUUCUCCAUCAUACCAUGGUCCCAAACGUUCGUUCAAACAGCUACUCAGCUAGCCAGCCACUGGUUAAAAAGAAAACACAGAACAAAAACAUAAGUACUAUAUAUACAGGAGCAGAAAAAGCAAACGCUCAGAAGGCAUUAACCACGAUCCAGCAAACAUGCCUAUCGCCGCCACCGCUGCCGUCAACUUCUCACCGGUGACGACACGCUAUGGCGGCAUACUGGCCUCACCAACAUCUUCAUCCUCCCGUAUCACCGUUUCUAUUUCUAAUGCCGUUACUACUAACGUAGCUCGUGUUGAUUCCCUCUCGUUCUCCAUGAAUUCCAGCCCUAAUUUCACCUCCAGCCGCCGCACAUUUCUAAUGUUAUCCUUCGCUGCUGCUGGCACCGGUGGUGGUGGCGGUGAUGAUAAUUUCCACGGUGGAAAUGGAGGAGGAGGUGGUGGUGGUGGUAAUGGUGGUAAUGAGGAGAGUGGUGAUCAGAAAAAGAACCAAAAGGAAGCUUUGAUCGCGUUGACCGAGGCAGGUAGGUCGUUGGAGAGUUUGCCGAAGGACUUGCAGACGGCGAUAGAGGACGGGAGAAUACCUGGAUCCAUAGUAUUGAGGUACUUUGAGCUAGAGAAAUCUCCAUUACUAGCAUGGUUACUUCGUUUUGGAGGGUUUAAGGAGCGGCUAUUGGCAGAUGAUCUGUUCCUCGCUAAAGUUGCUAUGGAAUGCGGCGUCGGUAUUUUCACUAAGACUGCUGCUGAGUACGAGCGCCGCAGGGAAAACUUUUUCAAUGAGCUGGAAAUUGUUGUUGCUGAUGUGGUAUGUUGCUCUUCUGAUUGAUAGUAUGCUAUUGUUCUAUCUGUCCGUCCUACCUUUUUU